This is a messenger RNA of Punctularia strigosozonata HHB-11173 SS5, 1449 nucleotides long. Its product is annotated as NAD-dependent deacetylase sirtuin-2. NCBI's taxonomy places the organism in Eukaryota, Fungi, Basidiomycota, Agaricomycetes, Corticiales, Punctulariaceae. Gene Ontology annotation, molecular function: NAD+ binding. The record is from RefSeq and is a predicted model, not a curated record. The transcript has 10 exons. Bases 1 to 1281 code for a protein of 426 amino acids.
AUGGGCAACCAAGUGUCGGCAGAGCCCUACGAGGGUCCACCUAUUAUUCUCGAAGGCCGGGAUAUACCGUCGCUGGCCAAGUACAUCAAGUCGAGUGCAUGCACGAACGUCUUCUUCAUGGUGGGCGCCGGGCUGAGUACCGCGGCGGGCAUACCCGAUUUCAGGUCCCCGGAAACUGGCUUAUAUGCCAAUCUCGCCCGCCUGAACCUUCCAUACCCUGAAGCUGUCUUUGAGAUCUCCUUCUUCCGCGAGAAUCCGGAACCAUUCUAUGCCCUUGCGAAAGAGUUGGAUCCGGCGAGCUACCGACCAACGCUCUCCCACUCGUUCAUUCGGCUAUUCACGAAGCCCCCGCCUCCUGCGCAGCAUGUCAAGAUGAAGAUGUGCUUCACACAAAAUAUAGACACGUUGGAACGCAGGGCCGGAGUACCGGACAACAAGAUUGUCGAAGCGCACGGAUCGUUCGCAGAUCAGCAUUGCAUCGACUGCCAUGCUCCUUACGAAAGCGACAAACUACGCGAGAAGAUACUGAAAAGUGAGAUUGCAAAGUGCGAGCAAUGCGGCGGCCUCGUCAAACCAGACAUAGUAUUCUUUGGAGAAGCUCUUCCGCAACGGUUCGCAGCCUGUGCCCCGAUGCUGCGGUCCGCAGACUUGCUGAUCAUCAUGGGCACCUCGCUCAAGGUGCACCCGUUCGCAAGCCUGACGCAAUACGUGGACUGCCCGCGCGUCCUUAUCAACCUUGAACCCGCCGGAGACAUAGGGACCCGACCAGACGACGUGCUUCUCCUCGGAAAGUGCGAUGAUAUCGUGCGCGAGCUGUGUCGCGAGCUCGGGCCCGAGUGGGAAGCGGAGCUUGACCGACUCUGGGCGGAGACCGCCCCUGAUGCCGCUGUUCCGUCCGGCUCUGAGAAGGAGGAAAUGGACGAACAGGCGGCGGAGAAACAUGCGGAGAAGGGUCCCGCUGACGAGGUCGACUCGCUCGUGGAAGCCGUCGAAAAGGCGUUGGACCUAUCAUCAUCGAAUUCGAAUUCGAGUCCUAACGAGGCUGGGAAGGAGGGAGAGCAGGUUUCGUCGUCAGAGUUGAAGCCGGAAGAUGUCGAAGCGAAAGCAGAAGAGCAUGGCAAGCUCGUGGAUGAGGCGCAGGCAAUCGCAGCGCAAACUGUCGCCGACCCACCCUCGAAACCCGUAGAACUUGUCCAAGCGAACGUUGAGGAUGGGCACGCAGAGGACAAAACAACAGCCCAGACGGUGGAUAGAUCCGAAGACGUCCCGGGAAAGUUGUAACAUGCAUUGUAUGGUGGAUAGGUCGGGGAGUCGUGUUAUGCGUAUGUUCAGCAAUUCUGUAUCUCUGCUUUGUUUGUUACUACAUCCUUGUACACGCUUUGAGCUCUGAGGCAAUAUGUAGCCGGACCAUUAUAUUUAUACACCUUGGGUCCCACAGCGCUGGGAAAC